Messenger RNA from Nymphalis io (European peacock), 485 nucleotides. Its product is annotated as probable NADH dehydrogenase [ubiquinone] 1 alpha subcomplex subunit 12. Gene Ontology annotation, cellular component: membrane. The transcript has 4 exons. The record is from RefSeq and is a predicted model, not a curated record. Lineage: Eukaryota; Metazoa; Arthropoda; Insecta; Lepidoptera; Nymphalidae. The coding region runs from base 21 to 485 and encodes 154 amino acids. Gene Ontology annotation, biological process: response to oxidative stress; mitochondrial respiratory chain complex I assembly.
UUUCAUUACGACAAAGAGAUAUGAUAAUAAAGCUUUUAGCACUUGAUAAAUGGGCUCGUCUAGUAAAAAUUAUAUUUAAAAAUGGUGGUCCAUUCAAAUCAAUUAUCAAAAUGUGGCGGACAGAUACCCUAAAAGACGGCAAGUUCGUUGGAUUUGAUAAUUUCGGAAAUAAAUAUUAUGAGAAUCCAAACUACAUGAUCGGGCGUAGUCGCUGGGUCGAGUAUAGCUCUGAUGUUAAAUGGGAAUACGAUGCUAGUCAGGUGACCCCGGAGUGGUUUGGCUGGUUACAUUACAAAACAGAUCGAGUGCCAUGUGAGGACUGCGCUAAAUAUUGUCUCAUGAGUUGCCGCUACGUACAUAAAUGGUUGCUACCUCACUCGGAGAACUUUACUGGGACUGAUCAAGCAUUCUAUCCUUAUAGUACCACUAGAGCACGCAUCAAUGUUUGGGAUGGUAAAAGCUCAUGUUCACGUUUAUCAUAUUGA